AUGGACAAACCAAUCAAGAGAUUGGGUUCAGGAGGAAUUGGUUCUGUAUUCCAAACUCGUUGGAAGAAUAACAUUAUUGCUGUCAAGGUAUUUGACAUGAACAACAUGAAUAUUUCUGAAAAGGAUUUCCUCAUGGAGGCUAUCAUUCUCUCGAAAUUAAGACAUCCGAACAUUAUCACAUUUUACGGAAUUUCUUCGAGUCCUACAAAGAGAUUCAUUGCUAUGGAGUGUUUGGAGAAGAGUUUGGAUAAUUUAGUAACAGAAAUGCAAAAUCAAUCAGUUCAGUAUUCUCUCACUCAAAAAUUGGAAAUUUUGACAAAUGUUGCUAAUGGAAUUCUCUAUCUUCAUACAUUAUCUCCAACAAUUUUGCAUAGAGAUUUGAAACCUGCCAAUAUUUUGAUUGACAGAUUUGGAGUUUGUAAGCUUUGUGAUUUUGGUCUCAGCAAGAUGUUAUCCAAUUACAGAACUUCUGUCACAAGUCAAAUAGGAACCUGUUACUAUUUAAGUCCUGAAAUGAUUUCCAGUAAUAGCGAUAUACUUGGUGAAGAUGCCAGAGCAAUCGACAUUUACAGUUUCUCCAUUAUCAUUUGGCAAGUACUAUUCGAAUGUACCGAUCCAUACAUGAGUAGAAACUCACGAGUUUUACAAAAAUUAAGAUUAGAAGAACCAAGCAAUGUUGAAUCUUCCUAUCAACUUCACAAGGGAAUUUGUGAAAAUAAUUUGAGACCAAUUAUUCCAUUCACAGAUUUGGAGGAAUGCAAAGAAUGGUGUAAGGAAUUCGAUUCUCCAGAUGAGUACGAAAGAAUUUUCGAUUUGACUGAAUUAAUUAGACAAAGUUGGUCUCCCGUUCCUUCUACACGUCCUAAUAUUCAAGAAAUUGUUGAUCGUUUAGAGAAAAUUUACAAUGCCUAA
Messenger RNA from Naegleria gruberi, 912 nucleotides. RefSeq lists its product as uncharacterized. Gene Ontology annotation, molecular function: ATP binding; protein kinase activity. The transcript has a single exon. The record is from RefSeq and is a predicted model, not a curated record. Gene Ontology annotation, biological process: protein phosphorylation. Lineage: Eukaryota; Heterolobosea; Eutetramitea; Acrasida; Naegleriidae. Bases 1 to 912 code for a protein of 303 amino acids.